This is a messenger RNA of Otolemur garnettii (small-eared galago), 1341 nucleotides long. It is a transcript of the gene SLC52A1, whose product is annotated as solute carrier family 52 member 1. Gene Ontology annotation, molecular function: riboflavin transmembrane transporter activity. Gene Ontology annotation, cellular component: plasma membrane. The coding region runs from base 1 to 1341 and encodes 446 amino acids. The transcript has 4 exons. The record is from RefSeq and is a predicted model, not a curated record. Lineage: Eukaryota; Metazoa; Chordata; Mammalia; Primates; Galagidae. Gene Ontology annotation, biological process: riboflavin transport.
AUGGCAGCACUCACGCUAGGCCGUCUGGUUCUGACCCACGUACUGGUGGCUCUCUUCGGCAUGGGCUCGUGGGCUGCCCUCAACGGGAUCUGGGUGCAGCUGCCUGUGGUGGUAAAAGACCUUCCAGAGGGUUGGAGCCUCCCCUCAUACCUCUCUGUGUGUGUGGCGCUGGGGAACCUGGGUCUGCUGUUGGUGACCCUAUGGAGGCGGCUGGCCCCGAGCAAGGGCGAGCAGGUCCCCAUCCAGGUGGUACAGGCUCUGAGUGUAGUGGGCACAGCCCUGCUGGCUCUUCUGUGGCAUCACGUGGCACCAGUGGCAGGGCAGCUCCACUCUGUGGCCUUCCUAACGCUGGCCUCGGUGCUGGCACUGGCCUGCUGCACCUCUAAUGUCACUUUUCUGCCCUUUCUGAGCCACCUGCCACCUCCUUUCUUACGGUCUUUCUUCCUGGGUCAGGGGCUCAGUGCCCUGCUGCCCUGUGUGCUGGCCCUAGUGCAGGGUGUGGGCCGUGUCCAGUGCUCGCCAGCCCCCACCAAUGGCACUUCUGGGCCACCCCUUUACUUCCCUGAGCGUUUUCCUGCCAGCACGUUCUUCUGGGCACUGACUGCCCUUCUGAUCACUUCAGCUGCUGCCUUCCAUGGUCUCCUGUUGCUGCUGCCAUCACUACCAUCUGUAUCCACAGAGGGUCUAGGGCCUGCACUGCCAGUGGCAGCCCCACAAACAGAGGAGGAGGAGGAGGAAGAGGUCUUGCCAUUGCAGGAGCCACCAAGCCAGGCAGCAGGCACCAACCCUGGCCCAGACCUUGAGACUCACUGGCUGUUCUCAGCCCAGGGUGCCUGCCUGCUGGGCCUCCUGGCUGUCACCAGUGCACUGACCAAUGGUGUCCUGCCUGCGGUGCAGAGCUUUUCCUGCUUGCCCUAUGGGCGCCUGGCCUACCACCUAGCUGUGGUGCUGGGCAGUGCUGCCAAUCCCCUUGCCUGUUUCCUGGCCUUGGGCGUGCUGUGCAGGUCCCUGGCAGGUCUGGGUGGCCUCUGUCUGCUGGCCAUGUUCUUUGGGGCCUAUGUGAUGGCGCUGGCAAUCCUGAGCCCCUGCCCACCCCUGGUGGGCACCUCUGCAGGCAUGGUUCUUGUGGUGCUAUCAUGGGUGCUGUGUCUGGGCACAUUCUCAUACGUGAAGGUAGCUGCCAGCUCCCUGCUGCAUGUCAGGGGCCGGCCUGCAUUGCUGGCAGCUGGUGUGGCCAUCCAGGUGGGCUCCCUGCUUGGUGCUGGUGCCAUGUUCCUUCCUACCAGCAUUUACCGCAUGUUCCACAGUGGAAAAGACUGUGUAGAUCCCUGUACACCCUGA